ACAAUGAGUGCAAAAUUCGGAGGCGCUCUGAUGAACAUGAUUGGCGAUUUCGCAAAUAUGAGUCGGAUACCGGAUUUCAAUACGAAAAGUGAUGAAAGGCUUAGAAAUUCCGCACAUGCAACGGCUCGAGCUGUUGAUCGAAGGCAUUCCCUCAAUCUGGCUGUUGGUGUUUCGGCAAGUGAACAGUGA
Molecule: messenger RNA, 189 nt
Organism: Gongylonema pulchrum
Lineage: Eukaryota; Metazoa; Nematoda; Chromadorea; Rhabditida; Gongylonematidae
Source: the annotation of a GenBank genome assembly